CAGAAAGAAGCGCUGUCAUACUAAAUGUGAACAACACUAGCUUGUCAAAGCAUACGCGUGCUUACUUAAAAUGCUACCCAUAUUAGUUCUCAGUGUAUGCAGUAGUUUGAUUUUUGAUAUAUGUACUUCUGAAAGCUAUGUGUUGGACGAUAAAAUUGGAUUAGGAAGAGUAUUUGACGGUAUUGGAGGUCUAAGCGGCGGAGGGGCUACAUCUCGACUGCUUGUAAAUUAUGCAGAGCCAUACCGCAGCCAGAUACUGGACUACCUCUUCAAGCCAAACUUCGGAGCUUCUCUGCACAUCCUUAAAGUGGAAAUUGGAGGUGAUGCUCAGACGACAGAUGGAACCGAGCCAUCACACAAGCAUUAUGAAAACGAUGAGAACUUCUUUCGCGGUUACGAGUGGUGGCUGAUGAAAGAGGCCAAGAGGAGGAAUCCUAACAUCACUCUCAUUGGGUUACCAUGGGCCUUUCCUGGUUGGGUUGGAAAUGGAAAAAACUGGCCCUACGACUUUCCUGACAUUACUGCAUCCUAUGUGGUGUCCUGGAUUAUCGGAGCAAAACAGUACCAUGACCUUGACAUUGAUUAUGUUGGGAUUUGGAAUGAGCGCAACUUUGACAGCAAGUACAUCAAGCUUCUUCGGUACACUCUGGAUAAGAGUGGUUUGGAGAGGGUAAAAAUCAUAGCCAGUGAUAACCAAUGGCAGCCCAUAACCUUGUCAGUGCAGCUUGAUGAAGAGCUGAGGAAAGCGGUAGACGUCCUAGGGGCCCACUACCCUGGCACCAACACCGUUAUGGAAGCUCUGAAGACCCAGAAAAAGUUGUGGUCGUCUGAGGACUACUCCACCUUCAACAACGAAGUGGGAGGAGGCUGUUGGGCCCGCAUCCUUAACCAGAACUAUGUGAAUGGGAUGAUGACAGCCACAAUAUCUUGGAACCUGGUAGCUAGCUACUACUCAGACCUGCCUUUUGGACGAGAUGGGCUGAUGACAGCAGAGGAGCCCUGGAGUGGGAACUAUGUUGUAGAGUCUCCCAUUUGGAUCUCUGCCCACACCACCCAGUUUACCCAGCCAGGCUGGAGCUACCUGCAGACUGUGGGUCACCUGGCCCAUGGAGGAAGUUAUGUCGCCCUGAUCGACGGCAAAGGAAACCUUACUGUCAUCAUAGAAACCAUGACUCAUGAUCACUCUGUGUGCAUAAGGCCCCCACUGCUGCCCUACGAUGUCACUUCCCAGAAUGCAACGUUCCAGCUGAAAGGAUCUUUCAACCACAUCAAGGAACUGCAAGUGUGGCAUUCCAGGUUUGACUUCAAGACAAAGAAGCCUUUUUUUUUCAAGAAGCUCAGCCCUCUGACGAUCACUGACAGUUCAUUCACCUUGACCCUGGAUAUUGAUGAAGUCUACACAAUAACUACCAUAACCACUGGCCAGAAAGGGACGUAUCCAGAUCCACCUCCCUCUGCACCAUUCCCUAAAGUUUACCAGGAUGACUUUAAUGUCCCAAUCCAUCCCUUCUCUGAAGCGCCCAACUUUGCCGACCAGACAGGCGUAUUUGAGUACUACAUGAACCUGACAGACCCUGGCCCCCACCUCUUCACCAUGCGCCAGGUGGUCACCCAGAGACCAGUCACCUGGGCGGCGGAUGCAGACCAGACCAUCAGCGUCAUUGGAGACUACCAAUGGGAGAACCUGACAGUCACCUGUGACAUCUUUAUGGAAACAGUGAAGACCGGAGGUGUAUAUGUCGCAGCCAGGGUGAACAAAGGAGGGGGUGACGUUCGCAGUACCAGGGGGUUGUUCUUUUGGGUGUUUGCAGACGGCACUUACAAAGUCACGAAUGACCUUGCUGGUCAGACUGUGCUUGCAGAGGGACAGUCUGGAACCAGAGCGUUUGGUUGGCACACAUUAACUCUCAUUGUCAAGGGUGACUAUGCAUCAGGAAUGCUGAAUGGAUACACACUAUGGAAGGAUGCAGUGGUUUUGACACCCAAGAAUGGCUGGGCUGCAAUAGGGACACAUGCCUUCGAGCUGGCACAGUUUGACAACUUUGCUGUGAAGGCAGAGUAACUUCGCUCGAUUGCCACUGAUGCACUGUCUAUUAGCUUUGCCUGUGAGAAUAAUUUAUUGACACAAUGAUGCCACUUUUAACCCCAUAAAUGUGAUUGUGUAAAUAUGGAUAAUUAGCUUUUUGCAUCAUUCUUCGAGGUCUAAAUGAUUGAUUCAUGAGUGUCAUGGUGAAAGGGAAAUACAUAGAUUUUUUUGAUUCUUUUGAAUUUUUUGCCUGCAAUGACUAGACGGCAAUUUUUUUUGUGUUGAACACUUUCAAUUCAUGCAAUUGAGAUGAAAAGUGACAUCUUCCAAAUGUAAGGUUUAAUACUGUGAUUUUCAAUAAAUAAUUUUUAUUCUACACUA
This is a messenger RNA of Osmerus eperlanus (European smelt), 2407 nucleotides long. It is a transcript of the gene galcb, whose product is annotated as galactosylceramidase b. Gene Ontology annotation, biological process: galactosylceramide catabolic process. The record is from RefSeq and is a predicted model, not a curated record. The transcript is spliced from 17 exons. Lineage: Eukaryota; Metazoa; Chordata; Actinopteri; Osmeriformes; Osmeridae. The coding region runs from base 71 to 2062 and encodes 663 amino acids. Gene Ontology annotation, molecular function: galactosylceramidase activity. Gene Ontology annotation, cellular component: lysosome.